Messenger RNA from Coccomyxa subellipsoidea C-169, 1648 nucleotides. RefSeq lists its product as hypothetical. Lineage: Eukaryota; Viridiplantae; Chlorophyta; Trebouxiophyceae; Coccomyxaceae. Bases 349 to 1110 code for a protein of 253 amino acids. The record is from RefSeq and is a predicted model, not a curated record. The transcript is spliced from 6 exons.
AGCGGUUUUGGGGGCAAAUAUCUCGUCACACUCCAUUCCAUGUCCCAAAAAAUCAAGAUUGGUAUCCAAGUCCUCCCAUCGAUCCCUCCCUCCAUCCUCUGCCGACCCGGGCUGGCAUCAAUCAACCAGCAAACCCCUGCUGCACUGCAUCGGAGAGAGCGGGCGUCCCCACAAUAUUGAUAUCUUAUGAGAACCGGUCGGCAGACUGAUCAGGUUCACCCCAUCGCCCUGUCACCAAUCGCAUAAUACACCGUAGAACCGAUGACGCUGUGACUGGAAUCGUCGCCAGCCUCGCCCGCCUUCCAGACGCCCCGCCCACCGCCACCAUCAAAAACAGUCGUCAUCGCCAUGCAGCAGCACGAGGACACUGGCCUCCUAUUGUGCGAGGAGGGUUUGGAAUGCGACUGCGAAGACAUCCGCAUGGAUUCAGUGGAAUUUGGGCCGAAGUGCAGCUCCCCUCAAUCGUGGGACGAUAAGGACUGCGAUGCUUGCUGCCACUCUGCAAGCACCUCAAACAGCCAGCAGAGCGAGGGCUCCAGCUUCAUGCUGCCCAAGCGAGUGUUCCGCCAUGACUUUGACGCAAGCAGCUCGCCGGAGGACUGCGCCAUCGUGGAUCCUUGCGCCAUGUCAAACACACCUUCACCCUCAGGCAACUUCAUCUAUCGCCAUGUGCCGGAGGAGUCCCUGAUCGGCUGCAUGGCCACCAUGUACGGCUUCUCCCCCUUCACCAUCUCGGUCGGCACCGCCUACUUUGAGCGCGUGGCCGCGCGCGACCCGACCCUGCUGGCCGCCGCUCGCGCGACCCCCGAGUUUGCAGCAUUUGUGGCGGCAACCCCGGUUGAGCCGACCGCGCAUGCUACCCGCCCCAUCGGAUCCGCCCACGUCCACCUCGGCCCCAAACACUGGCUGACCGCCAUCCACCUGGCCUGCAUAUACAUUGCCGCCAAGAACGUGGAGUUUGUGCCCUACAAGAAGCUGUUGUCAACCAUGCUGUCGCAUGUACACAACCGCGAGGUUCACACUACCGCCGCGGCCGAGCUGGAGCUCGAGGUGCUACAGGCGCUUCAGUGGCGCCUCGGCCCCUUCUUCCGGCCUGCGCAGUCGCUCUGAGCUCUGCCGUAGCCAGGAUAUCACCCUUGGGGGCGGCUUUGCAAACCCCCAAUAUUAUUUGUAGCUAGAGUACUUGUGACCUUACCGGGGCGAGCCGCUCAAUGCAGUUGCCCGCGCGCCAUGAGUCACCGCUGCUGGUGACGGGCUGCGCUGACAUCACUGGCGGCACUACUCUCUCGUUGUACAAUCAGAUUUUGCCUUAUCUUCCUCUUGUCUGCGGUGCGAAUCUAGACGCAACAGGUCUCCUGACUACAGAAUUUAAUUACGGUGCCUCAGAGUAUACAUUUGUUUGACCGAUGGGCGACCCCUGGUGGGAAAACCUAGAGCUGUACCCUUGAAUGACUAGCUAGGCUGACUCCAAAGUUGUCUUGUCCGUGCUGACUGUUAUUCUGCGUCCUUGUGUGAGGAAAGAGCUGUUCUGGGAACUGUUCCGUGACUGAAGCAGCGGAACAAUGCGCUGGGUUUGUAGGCACACAGCUGUGUAAGCCGUCCGGGCUGUCUGGACAGUGUGUGUCUGAGUGGUGACAGCUAACUGGAA